Molecule: messenger RNA, 9693 nt
Organism: Syngnathoides biaculeatus (alligator pipefish)
Lineage: Eukaryota; Metazoa; Chordata; Actinopteri; Syngnathiformes; Syngnathidae
Gene: ap4e1
Product: adaptor related protein complex 4 subunit epsilon 1
Exons: 21
Coding region: 1211-4606 (1131 amino acids)
Biological process (GO): receptor-mediated endocytosis; intracellular protein transport
Cellular component (GO): AP-4 adaptor complex; membrane coat
Molecular function (GO): cargo adaptor activity
Source: RefSeq, a predicted model, not a curated record
GAACAAGUAAGCCAAAUUACUCUUUACUAUGAUGGUAUCAUUGGAUAAAUACUGCACAGAAGAACCCAAAAUGCAAAAUGUAUUUGGUGAAAAAAAAAAAAAACGUAGUGAAUUUAAAUGUAGGAUAGAAGUGACACGAUGGUGAUGUGUUGUAUGUGCUGCAUAUAAGGCAUUAUUUAUUAUUGAUUGUUUCGCACAAGAAUAACUUGGAGGAAAUGGACUUGGAAGUUUUAUUUUGGAUUGGUUUUGCCGAUGAAUAUAGAGUACAAUAAUGUAAAACAAGUGCAAGAAAAAUGAUGUCCAUAACCUGUUCCCACAGAAAGCAUCUUUCAUUCACAAAAGAAGCUGAACUGCCACUAUUGAAGUAACAAAAAAGCACAUUAAAAUUAAAAGUGACAAGAUCAAGUUUUCUUCAUCACCAUGAGUUGUUUUUGUUAGCCACGUUUCCACACAUCUAAACCACAGAAGCUCUGCGUGCAUAUCCAGUCACUGCAGACAUCACUACAUCUCGUGUCCACACUAGAUAUCUAAAUGCUAAUAAAUGGAAUGUACUAAUUUCCAUGCAGUUGUCCAAUGGCUGUAAUUUCAUAUUAACUGUAAUUAUUUUAUUGUAGUUUAGUGUACAGUUAUACUAUUGACUGUUUAUCAGAUAUUAUAAACAUAAUAAACUGCAUUUGACUAUCACAGUGGGAUGUCACUUCUUAUGAAAUGUUAUUUAUAUUUGUCUUAUCAAUGAUGUUUUCACCAAAAAAAAAUUAUUGUACAGUAUUCGUCCGAUUUAAGGCCAGAUCUCUCCUGCACGUCAUUUUAUGUGGCCAACUAGAGCAAAUAAAGUUAAUCUAAAAUAAAUGCAUGAAGAAAUUGUUCAUCUACUUUGCACACACACACACACACACACACACACUGGAAAAAACAUAACUACAACACGGACCACAGCUAAAAUUAAUUUGAGUACAGUAUUUGCUCACUGAGUGCUGCUGUUCUAAUUGUUGUUACUAAUAAAGUUUUUUCCGAUAUCGGAAGUGACGCAAUUGAACAACAACAAUGGCCGCCUGUCGCCCAAGCAUUUUUCUUCCUAUGUUUUAUCAAAGCAUCUGACACGAAAUAUUGCCCGUUCGUGUUUCACGUCGUGGCGGGGAUGGAUAUACGAAUCGGCGAGUGUGUCGUAUAGAAAGCGGGGCGGCUUCCGAGUGGACCCUUCGUGGCCAAAAUGAGCGACGUAGUGGAGAAAACGCUGACAGCUCUGCCGAGCCUCCUGUCUUUAGACUCUCAACCAGGGGCUGCCAAAUUGUCUUCCACCUCGAAACUCGGAAACCUGAUCAGAGGAAUCACAGAGCUAACGUCCAAGCAUGAGGAAGAGAAACUGAUUCAACAAGAACUGACUGCAAUUAAAGAUCAAGCUUCGUCGCCCAACACAUCCAUGAGGCAGAUGAAGGAGCUCAUGGUGCGAGCCAUCUAUUGUGAAAUGUUGGGCUAUGAGGCUUCUUUCUGCUACAUUCAUGCCAUUAAAUUGGCUCAACAAGGCACCGCAUUGGAGAAGAGAGUUGGUUACCUUGCUGUAUCCUUAUUUCUGAAUGAAAAUCAUGAACUCCUCCUCCUCCUUGUGAAUACUGUUUUAAAGGAUCUCCAGAGUACAAACCUCAUCGAAGUGUGCAUGGCUUUAACGAUUGUCAGCCAGUUGUUUCCCAAAGAUAUGAUUCCAGCAGUCCUCCCUCUAGUGGAAGAGAAGCUCACUCACCCAAAAGAAAUCAUUCGACGAAAAGCAGUUCUGGCACUGUACAAGUUUUACCUAAUCGCACCCAAUCAAGUUCAACACAUCCAUAACAAGUUCCGCAAAGCUUUGUGCGACAAGGAUCCAGGUGUUAUGACAGCCUCACUGCACAUCUACUUGCAGAUGAUCAAGGAGAACCCGGAGGGUUACAAGGACUUGACGAGCAGUUUUGUCUCCAUAUUGAAGCAAGUGGUGGGCGGAAAACUGCCAAUGGAUUAUAACUAUCAUAGUGUUCCUGCUCCCUGGCUUCAAAUUCAGCUUCUUAGGAUACUCUCCUUACUUGGGAAGUGUGACCAGAGUACAAGUGGGAUUAUGUACGAAGUCCUCGACGAGUCUUUACGAAGAGCUGAGAUGAACCAUAACAUCACUUAUGCAAUAUUGUACGAGUGUGUAAAAUGUAUUUACACAAUUCAUCCAAAAGGUGAACUCCUGGAAAAAGCUGCAAAAUGUAUUGGCAAUUUUAUUCUGUCGCCAAAGAUUAACCUGAAAUAUAUAGGCUUGAAAGCACUCACCUACGUGGUCCAGCAGGAUCCGAAACUGGCCCUGCAGCAUCAGAUGACCAUCAUAGAGUGCCUUGAUCAUCCUGACCUCAUCAUCAAACGUGAGACACUGGAGUUGCUCUUUAGGAUCACAAACGCCAAGAAUGUCACCGUCAUUGUGGAGAAAAUGCUGGAGUUCUUGCGCACUAGUAAAGAUGACUACACGACCAUUGACCUGGUGGGGAAGGUUGCAGAAGUGGCUGAAAAAUAUGCACCUGACAACAAGUGGUUAAUUGACACAAUGACCACUGUGUUCUCACUCGGUGGAGACUUGAUGCAGCCCGACAUCCCCAACAACUUCCUCAAACUGAUCUCAGAGGGGUUUGAGGACGGGGAACAAGACAGGAUGUUACGUGUUCUUGCAGUGGAUUCCUAUGUGUCUCUGCUCCAAGGAGAGCCGAGUAAGCUGCCUCAGCGCUUCCUUCAAGUCAUCAGCUGGGUCCUUGGUGAAUAUUCUCACUUGAGACUAGGUCUUGAACCAGCCACCGUUGUGAGACUUCUGGCCAAGGUUUUGGACUUGAAGCAGGCCAGUAGUGAAACCAAGAGCUGGGUCCUCUUGGCGAUGACGAAGCUGUGCGAGGGCAAAGCGUGUAUGUCUGUGCUUCAGGGAAUUUCCGAAACAUAUAGCAGCUCCAUGGACACAGUGCUGAGACAAAGGGCCCAGGAACUACAGAACCUCCACUUGAAUCCCGUGUUGCAGUCCAAGGUGCUACCUCGAGAUGCCUACAUGGAGUCUCUGGAGGUGGAUUCCUCUCUGUCGUUUUUGGAUGAGUACGUGUCCGAAGCACUGGCUGCCGGUGCUGCUCCUUAUAAGUCUCCGCAUCAACGUCAAGAAGCGCUCGGUCAGGCAAAAGCUUUAAGCCUGGAACCCUACGGCCUGUCGCUACCCAUCAAUAUGUCCUCGUGCAGUUUAGACGACAGACGAUCUCCCACCUUGCCCUCAGUGAGUUCUGGCCUGUCGGGUGACAGCGCCGACCCCUCGUACAAAGCAAGUACAACAUCUCUAAAGCUGGAUAAAGUGAAGCGAGUGUGGGGGAGGGAGGGCUACUUGGCUCAGAGGGAGUCUGCAGAAGAAUCUGCCAAGGUUGAAGUUCCCAACCCGGUCCAUUCGACCGACCAGAUUGGCGAGAUCAUAUCGCAGAACCAGACCCCACUGCCAGCCGCGGAUCAAGAAAAACAGCAGCUGGCGUCCUCACUCUUUGUUGGCCUGGGCUCCCAAAUGACUUCGUCCCCGUUGGGAAAAACUGAGGCAAAAUCCCAGAGGGUCAGGAAAAAGGCUAAAGAUGAGGUCUUGUCCACAGAAGACCGCCAACAAACAUCCAACUCCAUCAUCCCGGCUGCCAACAGUGUCGAUAAGCUGCUGUGUAACAUCCCGUCGGAGUCUAACAUGGACCCAGAACCCUCCCCUUCUCAGAUUACUGAAAGUUCUAAGGGCUCCACUGCUGAAAACGGUACCUGCGAUGCAGAGAACAAGCUCACUGAGUGUGAUGUGCAGCGACCUGAGCCCAGUCUCAUCUGGGACAAUGGUUCAAUUGCUGCUGAUUCUGUCGAGACUGAAGAACCGAUCGAAAUGAAAGACUUGCUUCCCAGCGCUCAUCUCCCUGCUGACUGCGUCGGAGCGACCCACUCCGAGAUCACUCCACUUUGUUCCAGCCACAGCGUGGCGCUGUCGGCCUGCCAUGCGCACAAACACGACUGUUUGGUGCUGGUUGUUUGGGUUUGCAACUCCUCCACCUCUGAUGUGCAACAGUUACUUAUGCAGUUGACCUCAGAAGAUGUUGAGGUGUCCAGUAUCUCUGAGAUCCCAGUGGAGGAGGUGAGGAGCUGCCAAGUACAAGUGUGUCAGUACUCCCUGACUGUGAAGAGGCCUUCAGUACAUUUUCAAGUGUCCGGCCUCAUUUCCUUCAACUUGGGCGAUGGGCCUCGUCAGACAACCCAGUUCUCGUACAAACUGCCGCUUUCCUCCUUCAUCAGGCCUUUGGCCCUGUCCACAGAGGACUAUGGUGAAAUGUGGCUGGCUUUCUCACACGAUACGAAGCAGAAACUGACGCUCGUUGCGGACGUCCAGGAUCCUCUGAGAGCAACGCUGGGAGUGCUGGAGAGGAAACUUAACCUUCAUGUGGUGGCAAUCAUAGGGACGGAAAGCAUUGUAGCUUGCCAGGUCCUGCGCAGUCAGCCAUGUUUGAUCCACUGCCGGGUGCACGGUGGCACCCUGGCCGUGUGGUUGCGCUCUCCGAUCCCAGACCUUCCCGACUGCCUGCUCUACCACUGUCAGCGAGCGUUACAGGAACUUUGAACACUCACAACUGAGCUGCAUCAGCUCCGUCUGCACCAUAGGAAGACAGCAUAGAACUGAAAGGGAGCAUCUAAUAGCUGGUAUCUGCAUUAUAAUAAUUUUCCCAUCCUCUGUAAACUUGCUGGACAGAACAUUAGGUACGCCUACACAUACAGUACACUUCUUCUUUUCCUUUCGGCUUGUCCCGUUAGGGGUCGCCACAGUGUGUCAUCUUUUUCCAUCUAAGCCUAUCUCGUGUAUCUUCCUCUCUAACACCCACUGUCUUCAUGUCCUCCCUCACAACAUCCAUCAACCUUUUCUUUGGUCUUCCUCUCGCUCUUUUGCCUGACAGCUCCAUCCUCAGCACCCUUCUACCAAUAUACUCACUCUCUCUCCUCUGAACAUGUCCAAACCAUCGAAGUCUGUUCUCUCAAACCUUGUCCCCAAAAAAUCCAACUUUGGCUGUCCCUUUAAUUAACUCAUUUCUAAUCCUAUCCAACCUGUUCACUCUCAACAUCUUCAUUUCUGCCACUGCCCAGUGCUGCUUCCUGUUGUUUCUUCAGUGCCACUGUCUCUAAUCUGUACAUCAUGGAUUACCUCACCACUCUUUUAUAAACUUUGCCCUUCAUCCUAGCGGAUACUCUUCUGUUACGAACACCAGGCACCUUCCGGCAACUGUUCCACCCCGCUUGGAGCCAUUUCUUCACUUCUUUACUGCACUCCAUUGCUCUGUGUUGUUGACCCCAACUAUUUGAAGUCGUCCACCCUCGGUAUCUCUUCUCCCUGGAGCUUCACCCUUCCCCCAACGCGCCUCUUAAUUAUGCACAUAUAUUCUGCUUUACUUUGGCUAAUCUUCAUUCCUCUCCUUUCCAGUGUGUGCCUCCAUCUUUCUAAUUGUUCCUCCACCUGCUCCCUGCUUUUUUCCCCCUACUUUGCCUACACAUUCAGUAUACCCAGGAUAAUUUUCAUUUCUGACAUAGUUAUUGAGAUACACAAGGUCAAACUAUUAGAAACACUUCAGAGCAUGUCGCACACUGCAAACUGCAGGAAACACAAUGUUCAAUUAAUAUCGCAAUUAAAACCAAUGGAGGUGUUUGUAUGUCGCAAGUGUACCUAAUGUUGUGGCCAACAAUUCAUUUCUAGUUAAAGAAGAUUUGAUUUUCUUUAAAAAAAAAAAAAAAUCCAUAUGUUUGAAAUUUUUUUAAGUUGUUGUAAAGCUGAUUGCUUUCGUAAGUUCUGGAGCCAAAUCAUUGAACCAUCAGUAUAACAUCUUCAAAUGUUGAAUGCAUCAAUGCUGAAUACUUGAAAAGGAAAGAAACCCCUUUCUUGGAUUGCUUUACAUAAAAUGUUCGAGGAUUGUCAUUUACCAAAUCUUAAAACCUGUUGCAGGAUUAGAGGGAAAAUACAACACUUUGUUCGGUAAAUUCAAUUCAGGAUUUCACUACUGAAGUUGUAAAGCAGAGACAGACUGAUUUAAAUGAAGCUGACAUAUUUUGUCUCCAAAGUAAUGCUGAUGGCUUUCUAUCACAUGUGCAAUUGUCAUGUUUUGUUUAAAUCUUUGCACUCCCCUCUCUGGUUGUCCGUUUAGUGAGAGGUGGGCAAGAACAAUUAUAUUUUUGCAUUCUCGCAGUAUUGAAUGAGUAUAUUUAUUGGAUUUAUAUUCACAAGGAAAGUAUUUUACAUGAGUUUAAAUAGAGUGAAAUGAAACAGUGUGCUGUUAAUUUACACUGUUACAGAUUAUGUGUCAGAUAUUUUAAUUUACAGGGGCGCUGUCGAGCAGCGAAACAAGAUGGCAGCAUAAUAUUGAGGCUCCGCUCAACUCCGCAUAAAAACAUUUAACUACCCAAAUAAAAGUGUAAGAGUGACUUUGGAAAAUGUCUGAGACCACAUCAACGACCAGUGUUAAAAGCUCUGGCCGGACUCGUGGCACGCAAAAGCGAAAAUCUAAUCAGCAGCACGGAGAAGAGCACGACGAGGCCUGUGAAAGCGUGGCAGACAUGGCGGCUGUGCUAACGGAGCUAAAAGCCCUCCGCUCGGAUUUUGUUUCCAAGUUUGACACCACAAACUGCCAUUUGAAAGACAUGAACAACUCUAUCAACGCUUUGAAGCAAAGCAUGGUUGAGGUCAGGAACAACGUAGCCUCAAACACAACGCCUGUAACUGAACCCGAGGAGCGUAUAUCAUCCUUGGAAGAUGAUUUGGAGGUGGUUAAAGCGCAGCUAGCUACUGCUGCUAAACGUAUCGCUCUUUUGGAAACCAAGGCGGAUGAUUUUAAGAACCGGGGGCGCCGCAAAAACCUUCGUCUGUUUGGCCUACGUGAAAAUGCUGAAAUGAAUCGGUCCUUGUUGGAGUUUGUGGAGCACGAGUUACCAACAUGGUUGGAACUAGGCGGUGACAGGAGCUUCACUCUUGAGCGUGUACACCGGACUCUGGCGCGGCCCAAACCAGGGCAAAGUAGAGCUGUGAUCAUUUGAUUUCGGAAGUUUCAAGACAGAGAAUUUGUUCUACGCACCGCUAGGCAGCUCAACCUUACCCGUGAAUAAAACAAGCUCACAUUUGCACCAGAUUUGUCGGUCGAAACCAUGCGCCAACGCAACGAGUUUAACGCGGUGAGAAAGUAGUUUGUGGAGAAAGGGCUUUACCGUGGAUUCCAGAUUUACCCCUGCAAGUUGAGAGUCCUACACGAAGGAAGAAUACAGCUGUUUGCCACGCCUAGAGAAGCUGAGGACUUUUAUCAGACAAUCACUUGAACGUUAUGGUGAGAUUCAUGAUGCAUUCUAAUGUCAGACCUUUAUAAAUUGUGCCCCUCUACCAGUUUUUGGUUUAGCUUAUAUAGUUAUUGCUCAGUGUGUGCUUGGUCAAAAUUGGUCAUUUUUAGUUAGUUUGACCUAUUACUUAUUUAUUUUUGUGGAGGGGGAAAAAGAGUAGUAAGUUUCGGGUAUGCUAGAUUUCUUAUUGUAUUGUUUAUUUAUUUUUUUAUUGGCGGGUUGGGUGGAUGCCACCAUUUAUGUUUCCAUUUUUCGUUUGCUUGAAUAGUUUUACCACUCGUCUUUAAGGUGGAUCGAUGUUAGUCCCCAUAUCUGUUUUACUUAGAGUAAGGGAUGGGGAUGUUUUAUAGAUUUUUGUCUAAAAAAGUUCAUGUUGUGUUGUUUAGUUUAAGUUGCACAGACAUUGUGUUAAUCCAAGUCACUGUUUGGAUGAUAUUGUAUUUUGUCCGAGAUACAACAGACUUCAUUUGAGAGGGAUGCAUUUCUUGAUUCACUUGUAUUUCCAGUGCUAUCACAGGAGGCAAAGCAAAACUCAGAUAACCAUCUGACAGAAGAAGAUAUUUCUGCUGCCAUUCAAAGUAUUAGCACUAAUCGUGCUCCUGGGCACGAUGGACUGACUAUAGAAUUUUAUAAAGCAUUUCUUUCCCCAAUGUUGUUCAUUCUAGCCUUAGAACCCUUGGCCAUGUCGAUUCGUAUGGAUAGAGGCUUGACGGGCAUCCAAAUUGGUGAUCAAGAUCACAGAAUCUCUCUUUUUGCUGAUGACGUCAUUCUCUUUUUGACUAAGUUAUCCACGAGCCUUCCAAAUUUAUUGGAGCAAAUUAAAAAGUUUGGUAGUUUCUCAGGUUAUGUGAUUAACGAUACAAAGUCAUCCAUUUUAUUUUUAAGUACUGAAGAGAGACUUAAUCCUGUGGUUAACACUCCUUUUUUGAACACGAGAGAUGGAUUAAUUUAUUUGGGGGUCAAAAUUUCCCCUGAUGUUAACAAUAUAGUUCAGGUUAAUUAUGACCCUUUAAUCUUGGAGGUCCAAAAGUUAUUAGACAGGUGAAUGAUUAUGCCAAUUUCAAUGUUGGCACGUAUAAACAUAGUUAAAAUGAGCGUUUUGCUGAAAUUUUCACUUUUUUUUCAAACCAUACCUCUUCCAUUACCUGACAUCUUUUUCACUAGACUAAACAGAAUGCUCCUGAAUUUUAUUUGGAAUAAUAAGAAAGACAGAUUAAGACUACGGUUGCUUUAGAUGCCUUAUGAAACUGGAGGGUUACAAUUUCCAAAUUUUAAAUGGUAUUACUGGUCUGCUCAACUACGCUCAGCUAUGUAUUAUUUUUCAACGUCACCAUCACCCUCUUGGGUAAAAGUAGAGCAAGCAACAGUACCACACCUUCUAUUAAAGUAUUAUUUAUAUUCUGAUGAGAAUAGAGUAUUAAAACGGCAGACCAAGAAUCCAUUUUUGAAAAACACUAUAGAUAUCUGGUAUAAAUCACACAAACAUAUAGGGGACACUCCUUUACUUUCACGCUUUUCUCCCAUAUGGGGUAAUGCGACUUUUAAAGCUGGAGGAGCAGAUGGGGGUUUUAAAUUAUGGGCAAAUAAUGGUAUAAAAUCAAUAGGUGACCUUUAUGUAAAUGGUGAAAUUAUCCCCAAUAAGCCUUUUUUCAAAUAUCUGCAGUUAAAACACUUUGUCAGCAUAAAUCAAAAACAUAAUGUAUGAACCCCCUUUGUCCAGUUUAGAAGAUAUUGUCCAGUCAGGUUUGCAUGGAUGUAAGCAGAUAUCUAUGUUCUAUAAAUCUCUAGUCUCACAUGAUACAGAAUCAAGUAAAAAUAGAUUGGAGGCAUGGAAACUAGAUAUUAAAGAAAAUAUUGAAGUAAUUGAUUGGGAACAUGCAUGCCUUAAAGCACAAAAACAAACAAUAAAUACUAGAAUGAGGCUAUUACAAUAUAAAUGGCUGAUGAGGACUUAUGUGACUCCUGUUAAACUUCAUCAGUGGACCCCUGACAUUCCAGACACGUGUAGUAAGUGCUCUAAUGACAAGGGUACUUUAUAUCAUUGUUUAUGGGAUUGUUGGAAAGUCAAAGAUUAUUGGAAAUCUAUUGUUCAGACAAUUUCUAUAAUAGUUGCGCAACACUGUGUAUCUUAGGUAUAUAUCCCAAGGAUUUUGCUGUUAAUAAAAAGAAGGCCACGCUUAUAGACUUUGGUCUUCUGCAGGCCAGGAGAACAAUUGCAUUAUUUUGGAAAAAAGUGGACGUUCCUCCAAUAAAAGUAUGGAUGUUGGAAAUGGCAUCUUGUGUUGCACUGAAAAGACUCACAUAUAUUACGAGAGGAAGAGCUCAGGAAUUUGAGGACAU